UCGCUGCUCGAGCCGCCUCUGCAGCUCUACUGGACCUGGCUGCUCCAGUGGAUCCCGCUCUGGAUGGCGCCCAACUCCAUCACCCUCCUCGGGCUAGUCAUCAACAUGCUCACCACGCUCGUGCUCAUCUCCUACUGCCCCACGGCCACCGAGGAGGCACCAUACUGGACAUACCUAUUCUGUGCCCUGGGACUCUUUAUCUACCAGUCACUGGAUGCUAUUGACGGGAAACAAGCCAGAAGAACAAAUUCAUGUUCUCCUUUAGGGGAACUCUUUGACCAUGGUUGUGACUCUCUUUCGACAGUGUUUAUGGCAGUGGGAGCUUCAGUUGCUGCUCGCCUAGGAACUCACCCUGACUGGUUGUUUUUCUGCUCUUUUAUCGGGAUGUUCAUGUUCUAUUGUGCUCACUGGCAGACGUACGUUUCAGGCGUGUUGAGAUUUGGAAAGUAUGUUUCUUUACUAUUUAAUAAGGAAAAGAAAUUCUGUUUUCUUAAUGAUUUCUUUCCUCUCCCUCUAAAGAUACCCAUUCUAGAAAUAAAACUGAAGAUCCUCCCAGUUCUCGGAGUAAUAGGUGGAGCAAUAUUUUCCUGUUCGAAUUAUUUCCACGUUAUCCUCCAUGGUGGCGUUGGCAAGAAUGGAUCCACUAUAGCAGGCACCAGUGUCUUGUCACCUGGACUCCACAUAGGACUAAUUAUUAUACUGGCAAUAAUGAUCUAUAAAAAGUCAGCAACUAAUGUGUUUGAAAAGCAUCCUUGUCUUUACACCCUAAUGUUUGGGUGUGUCUUUGCUAAAGUCUCUCAAAAAUUGGUGAUAGCUCACAUGACCAAAAGUGAACUGUAUCUUCAAGACACUAUCUUUUUUGGGCCAGGUCUGUUGUUUUUAGACCAGUACUUUAAUAAUUUUAUAGACGAAUAUGUUGUUCUAUGGAUAGCAAUGGUAAUUUCUUCACUUGAUAUGAUGAUAUACUUUAGUGCUUUGUGCCUGCAAAUUUCAAGACACCUUCAUCUAAGUAUCUUCAAGACAUCAUGUCAUCAAGCACCCGAACAGGUUCACAAGCAUAUUGACUGAUAAUAGCCCAAAGAAAAGAGGAGAUGCAGUUAGGGGAACCUAUGAGUGAAGGAAAUCCCCCUGUACAGGAGGCUAGUAUACUAUCAAAUAAGGUUCUACUUGAAUAUAAAACACAAAUACUCCAGCUUCUGUUAUGUCUAUUUCAGUUAUGAAGCCCUCAUUGUGUAUCAACAUUUUUGAUCACAGGUAUUCUUGGAGUAUUACAAUCUAUAAAUUAAAAACAAGACUAAAGAAAGAAAUUUCAGUCUGGACAGUAAGUGAACCCCUAUAGUCCUGUGACUAUAGUUCACUAAUCCUGUAGUUCUAAACAGAUUAUCUUCUUUGUCUGAGAAAUACUUACUAGGUACUUAAGAGUUUUCACUGCCAAAGGAUUACAUAAAAAUUCAGAAUGUAAAGAGUUUUGGCCAUCUUGAGUGUACAUACUUUAACAAAAAUCAAAAAGUAAGCUCACAAUACUGCUCGAGUGCUUGGCUUAUAAUAUUGUAAUUAUAGAGUCAAGUGGUUAAGAACUUUUUAAAAUCAUAAUCAUUUUUCAAAUCUUCAGCUCCAUCUGACCCUAUUAAUUUUAUACAGUAGUUCCAUAGACCAACCAUGUACCAAAUGAUGGAAUAAUCAGAAAAACAAAGGAGUAAUGAACAUGUACUACUUCUUUCCUAGGCAAGAAAAAGGCAUACUGGAAAAAAAGUGAAAAGAUAUUCCUUAAAAGGAAAAAAGUAUACCUAUGUGAAUUAAGUAUGCAGAAAACACUCUAGAGUGUUUUGCCUCUGUAACUAUUGGUUAAACUUUCUGUGCAUUAAUGUACACAGCUAUGAUUUAAUUAAAAAAAAAAAACGAAUUCAAGACAAAAUCACCAAAAAAAGAGGUAAAACUUUCCAAGUAAGAACCUUCUUAGAAUUUAAAUAGCGCUUAAGAUUUAUAGCCUAACACAUACUUUGGCUUACAAGGAAAAUCCCUUACAAAGUUUGAAAUUUGGCCAGGCAUGGUAGGUCAUACCUGUAAUCCCAGCAUUCUCGGAGGCCGAGGAGGGGGGAUUGCCUGAGCU
Otolemur garnettii (small-eared galago) is the source of this 2110-nucleotide messenger RNA. RefSeq names its product choline phosphotransferase 1 (gene CHPT1). NCBI's taxonomy places the organism in Eukaryota, Metazoa, Chordata, Mammalia, Primates, Galagidae. The annotation marks the transcript as partial. Gene Ontology annotation, cellular component: endoplasmic reticulum membrane; Golgi apparatus. The record is from RefSeq and is a predicted model, not a curated record. Gene Ontology annotation, biological process: phosphatidylethanolamine biosynthetic process. Gene Ontology annotation, molecular function: diacylglycerol cholinephosphotransferase activity; ethanolaminephosphotransferase activity. The transcript is spliced from 7 exons.